Molecule: messenger RNA, 2881 nt
Organism: Aspergillus uvarum CBS 121591
Lineage: Eukaryota; Fungi; Ascomycota; Eurotiomycetes; Eurotiales; Aspergillaceae
Product: F-box domain protein
Exons: 4
Coding region: 410-2863 (817 amino acids)
Source: RefSeq, a predicted model, not a curated record
CAUAAUGGUGCUGAAGGACAUAGUAUAUUCAUCGAACCUCUAUCUCUCAAGCGCUGGUCAACUUUGCACCAUCAUACUGACCGGAUGCAAGCAUAAUACCCUAUCAAAACUCUCCUAAUUGCAUGGAAUCAUGUGCUUGGAAGCUGUGGGGAAUCGCGGCACUUGACAACAUCUCGAACUCCCGAUCUGCUAUUCCAUCCUCACCGCCUGCUGGCUAUAGCUAUUCCACAUGGCACUUAACCAACAUAUCUCUUGUGCUGUGGACUCGUUAUUGUCACGACCAUCAGUGUCUCUUACCACAGAACUACUAACAUCUAGCGCUCAACCCGGUCAAAGCCCGGUAAUCAUAGUGUGCUCCUGAGAUGUGAAACCUCAUUAAGGAUCGUCAAGUUCUCUAGGCAAUCGAACGAUGACUUCGCAGCUGUCAUGUCUCGAAAACUUGCCGAAUGAAAUCCUGGAUGAGAUUGUGAGCUAUCUUCCAGUGGCUACUCCCUCCGAAUCCAACUUUCAUCAUACACCCACAACACACUUCACAGCUUCCAGUACGCAGAAUCUGAAGAAUGCCGCACAAGUAUCCUCCCGGCUGCUCGAGCUCGUGCGAUCCAGACUCUACGCGCAUUCUCGAUUCUAUCUCGAUGAUUUGUAUGACUUUCUCAAUUUUGUCACAUCGCAUAGAUUAGAGCGCUAUAUCACCUCGCUUGUCGUGCUACUCGGGAAUGAUCCGCCUCGUGACUUGGACAUCAAUCGGUUGCUUCGGCAUCUGUCCAACCUCAACCCAUUGCGGAUCACUGUUCUUGCACCACCUUCGCGGAUUGGAGCCAUGUUGAACACCAAGGCUCCGGAGGAGCACAGUUGGGCAUUUCAAAUUACUCAUCAGUUGUGUCAGUGGGAGCGAAGUAUACCGCCUGAGUCCCCGGUCUUCACGACUAACCCGUCAUCCAACCCGUUGGAUAUCAUGGCCUAUUCAUCUCUCAGAUUCAAUGAGGGCUCCUCGCUCAGAGCGUAUGCACAUUAUGAGUACUUCUUAUUUGAGGUUCCGUCCGUGCUUGGUAAAUGGGGCACCAUAGCCUCCAUGGGUACCGAAGAGGAGAAACUGUCCAUAUCGCGCGGGCUCCGACAUCUGACUUCAUUCAGCUACACCGCUAUAUUCCCCUUCUAUAAUCAUGUGAAAUUGGUCUUAGAUGCCCUGGAGUUGAUGAUGAACUUGCAAUCAUUCACCGUACAACUGGCCCCAUGCUCAGAAGACUCGGCCAUUGACUUGGCAAACAGAGGCCCUAUCGAUCCUAACGAUCCAUGGAUGGAGCUGGCUACGGGGUACGAUAUCAUCGCUCAUUCCAUCAUCGAGCUGGGACGUAGCGCUUCGCUUGUUCAUUUCCGCACCCUUGACUACCAAAACGAGGCACUUCGUGUUGAACUCAGCCAAUCGUUAGGCGCAAAGUUCCAAGAUACUGAAUGGGAGACGAAUGGCCAUGGGGAAUGGACUAAAACAGCGUCGAAUGGAGGAAUCAAGAACCACCUUUCGCCAAUCACAAUAGAUAAUCAUCCCGGCCUGACCCUAUGCUAUUUGAUUUGCAAUUCACAAUUCAUCACCUUUUCAUACCAUUGGUGUACUUUCUUGUCCGAGCCUGUCUGUGUAUUCUGCGCUCCCAAAUCCUUGCAUCUAUCUACCGUCAUUUUUAGAGUAGACCUCCUGCCGAUCUUCCGUUCCGCCAUUCUGACUUGCUACGAAGCACUGCCACUCUCGAUCCCAAAAACUAUAGAAGUAUACGAUCUAACACCGCCGGCGAUAUCGUUCACUCAGACAGCCAUGGAUUCCACCAGUAACUUACAUGCUGCUGAACCUGCGCUUCCCACUCUGGCACACAAGUUGCUGUUAUCCGAUGAAGCAAGCAGUAGUAGUCGGCAGUCCGUGGACGACAUAGACUCAAGUCAUCCGCCGCACCCGACAGAGUCCUGGAACCUCUACGCAGAUAUCAAUGCUGGAUUGCAAGCAUCGCGGGGGAGUGUAUUCCGCGCUGGCUCUGUUAUUGGUUUCUCGCGGCUCCGAAGCAAGAGCAACGAGAAUACAGAAGAUGAUGAAUACUUAAGCCAGGUAAGAGCAUGUCAGCUACCAAAAUCCAUCACCCAUUUGAUCCGCCAAGGCCAAACCCUCAACACCCCCAACUCAACCACCAUCUAUAUCGUCCACCCAGCCACAUUCAACGCCUUCUCCCCCAGAAGACUCCUCGCCUCCCUGCUCAACACCACCAACUCUACCACCAACCGCCAGCCCCUCACGCGCGACGCCGCAAUCGCCUGCCUCGACCGCGUCCAACUCUUCCCCGUCUUCGACCUCAACGCCGCAUCACAAGCAAUCCACGAAAUCAGCUCAGCCGUAGCAUCAUCAUCAGCCGCCGGCCGCGAAUCCCUGCCGCCCAACAAAGCCAUCAUGCUCGUCGCCGGCCUCGACACCCUCGCCGAGGGCGUCGUGCGCACGUCCAACGCAGCGCGAGGCGCGGCCGCCCUGACGACUGCCCUCCGAACAUUAACACACUUGACCCGCACCACUAGUCCUGCAACGGUGUCGGUGCUGCUAGUCAAUACGAGUGGACUAGGGACGACAACAGCGACCGCCAAUGCUAAUUAUGCGAGUGGCGGGUCAAUCGCAAUGCAGGAUGAGCCCGGCAGCCGAGAAAAUGGGAUUCGAUCUGCAUUUGGCGCGAACGGGGCGAGCCUGUUUCCGAGCUUGUUGAUGCGGACGUUGGACCAGGGGCUUGAUACACAUAUCUUAGUGUCGACUAAAAGGUCAGGGGUGGUGGUGGAGGUUAUCAAGGACCGGCUGGGCGAGGGGAUCGGGAAGUGGUGUGUUUGGAAGAGCAUUUGAAUACUGGGUGCUUGUCGA